GACAGUCACAAGAAUACUUUUCGUAUCUGUAAAUAGAGUAUUGUUAAAAAGCCUUUUACGUUUUUGCAUUUUCUAUCGUGUUUAAAUUUCAACAAUUUUUUUACAAAAAUCUUAUUGAACAUAAGAAAAUAUUAUAUUACAUAUUAUCUUACAAAAUAUUUUUAAAAAAAUGUCUUCCAAAAGUACUUUGUUAUUCUGUUGUUUAAUUUCUAUAGGAAUAGCCCAAAACAAUUUAGAUAGAGCUAACAUUACAACGACAACUUCUCAAAAAGCUACUGAUAAUACAGAAGAAACAUCUCAAAAUGGAAUUGAAAAUUAUCUUACAUCCACAGAUCCUGCUUCUUCAACAAAUGCUAAUGGUUUGCAAAAUCAAAAUAUCAAUGACAGUAUAGCUUCGCCAGCUAAUUUGAGAAUUAUUUCAACUAAUAUUUGGGACGUGAAAAAAUUUAAUUAUUUAAUUAUUGAUGAAACUACAAACGUUCCUUGCAUUCUGACAACAAUGAAUAUCACACUCACAAUACCUUACAAAACGAAAGAAAAUAAGAUUGAUACAAAGAAACUGACAGUUCCAUUGAAGAAUGUAAACGUAAGUGGUACGUGCAAGGAAGAUAUAUCUGUUUUAACUUUAAUGUGGCAAGAGUCAGAGGAAUUGAGUUUAUCAACUUCUGAUGGAAUUAACGAAGUUACAAUGAAUAUCGUAAAAGUUGGCGACAUUCAUUACGUUCAAUACUUAAUAGUUUCCAUUGCAUUGGACGAUGUUAAUUUUCCAAACGCUGCAGACACAAUCAUUAAGGGUAACAGUACACAAAAUUUAAAGUUGUUCAAAACUUCUAAUCCGAAUAGUAUAUACGUAUGCAAUGAUACACAGGAAAUACAAACUGGCGAUAUUAUUGUUAUUGUGGAUAAUAUAAAGUUUAUUGCAUUUAAUACUGAUGCAAAUAACACUGUAAAUAAAAAAGAGGAAUUAUGUCCUGUUGAGAAAGAGCCGAAGAAGAAAACAAAAAAUAUUGGUAUAAUUGUGGGAGGCAUUCUUAUAGCUUUAGUGUGCAUAACUCUUAUUAUAUUCAUAAUUAAUAGAUAUUCUAAAAAAAUAUAUUCCUGGAAUAUAAGCAAGACUCACAGUGUUAUGAAAGGCUUAUGAAGUUAAAAUUAAAGGUUAUUAAUUAUUAUUGCAUGCAUGGUUAUGAACACUGCAACCAAGAAGGAAUAUUACUACUAAUAUUAAAUUCUAGUUCGUAAUGCAAAAUUACUAUAACCUGUAAAAUAUUUUUGUAAGAAAAGUUGGGUUUACCGAGAUACACUUCUUACUCGGGCAAAUAGUUCUCUGCGCCUCCUUCUUCGUACUUAUUUAAUGAAAUGUAUAUGUAUAUGUAUAUUAAUUAUAGUACAUAUCGACAUCCUCUUUGAUUAAAUGUUUAUUCUAACUUUAGUGCAAUGAAAUGUUAAUUCAGAAAGUUCUGCUAUAUGAUUUUAUUACAAAAUUUUGUGUAACACAAUUAUUGUUAAUUAACUCUUCGUGCAAAAUAUAAUUUAAUUUCCUGGAAAUUAUACCAAAAAUUCCCGGAAGUUACUCUUGAAUGACUCCUGUAAUAUUCCACGAGAUUUUUAAGAUAUAUUAUUUUAUGAAUUGUGUAAAUAAAAUCCACGUGGAAUAUCCCCUUAGUAUUACAGGAUCAUCCCCUCAAUAUUACAGAGAUAACAUAUCACAGGAUUAUCCCCUAAUAUCACUGAGUUAUAGAUAUCACCUGAAUGUCACAUUCAUGAACACUAAAUAUCACCGCGUGAUAUCACCAUGCGGCGAACAUUUGGACAUUCAUUCAAUAUCGCAGUAAUAUUCCUAAUAGAUAUUACUGUUACAUUCAGGUAACACACCGCGUGCUAUAUGAGACUUGUUAAAAUUAUCAUUUUUCAAAAUUUGACAGUUUUUUUAAACAACUGGCAGAUGUCAAAAGUUAUUUUUUAUAUCAAACUCUAGUUUGACACAUCAAAACCCGUAAGAAUGCAUUGACACAAGUGAAAUUGUUGAGAAAUGGAAAAGUUAUAACAUGCACUUAACCCAUGUUAUCAAAUGGGCUGUUCUUGUGCAAACUUCGGAGUAUUUACUCGCAAAGUUUAAUGACAAUGGGGUAAAUAUUUAAAUGUCCCAAUGUUUGGCGUGAAACUCCCCUAUUUUAAGAGAGACUUUUUAUCAUAAUAUAUAAAAAUUUAGUGUGAAUUAAUAAAAUGUAUCCACUUAAAUGCGUUUAGAAAACUGCUAAUUCAUUAACCCUACUUUUUGACAGCACGAUAUAAAGCAUCACUUAGUGAUGCUAUAUGUUUAGGAAAUUUUUACGCUAAACAUUUUUUAUUUAUUGAAGUAGGACAUUUAAAUCUUUACACAAUUUUUACUGAAAUUUGCAAGUAAAUACUCAGAAGUUUGCAAGAAAAUCAUUAAUAAAUUUUUAUGAUAGUUGCGGUGC
Leptopilina heterotoma is the source of this 2459-nucleotide messenger RNA. RefSeq lists its product as uncharacterized. NCBI's taxonomy places the organism in Eukaryota, Metazoa, Arthropoda, Insecta, Hymenoptera, Figitidae. The coding region runs from base 170 to 1141 and encodes 323 amino acids. The transcript has 5 exons. The record is from RefSeq and is a predicted model, not a curated record. Gene Ontology annotation, cellular component: membrane.